UAACUCCACUUUAAUGAUAGUCAUUAAGGGUACUCAUGGCCCGACUCUAUAAAUAGAGCUUCAACUUAUCCUCCAAAGCAUGUUCAUUUCAUAUUUGUAGAAAAGCAACCAUUAAUCUUUAGUUCAAAAGAGAAUGGAGAAGAGAAUUCUGGGUUGUGCUGUAUUGGCCUUUGGGUUGAUGUUUUUAGUCCUAAAUGCAAGUGGGAGACCUUCGGAUGACAUAACAUGCAAGGAUGCUGUAACGGCUUUGUUGCCGUGCCAGUCUUUUUUGGUGGGUUCUGGUCCAACGACACCAACUGCUGCUUGCUGCUUAGGUGCACAGAAUGUUCUAAAACAAGCUGCCACCAGUGAAGUACGCAAGGCUCUGUGUGAGUGUUUUAAAAAGGCUGGAAAAGAGAUGGGUGUUAAGCCUGAGAGAGCUAAACAGAUUCCCGAUCUUUGCAAGAUCGAUGUUCCUGUACCCAUUGACCCUAAUGUAGACUGCAGCAAGUAA
This is a messenger RNA of Alnus glutinosa, 493 nucleotides long. RefSeq names its product non-specific lipid-transfer protein-like. The coding region runs from base 134 to 493 and encodes 119 amino acids. Gene Ontology annotation, cellular component: membrane. The record is from RefSeq and is a predicted model, not a curated record. The transcript has a single exon. Gene Ontology annotation, biological process: lipid transport. Gene Ontology annotation, molecular function: lipid binding. Lineage: Eukaryota; Viridiplantae; Streptophyta; Magnoliopsida; Fagales; Betulaceae.